UGUCCAGCUAGACCUACAAGUAGCUCUUGUGGCAAACGCUGUUCAACAGAUCAAGAUUGUCGUGGUCAACAAAAAUGUUGCAGAAGUGGAUGUGGCCAAGUCUGUCAAGGUGCCGUAUUUCCUAAAGCAGGAACCUGUCCUGCUAAUAAAAAUAUUGGCCAUACUCAAUUUUCCAUUUGCUCACAACCAUGUAGGUAUGAUGGGGAGUGUCCUGCUAAUAAGAAAUGCUGUUCAAGUGGUUGUGGUAAAUCAUGUGUCAGUAUUUACACCGAAAAACCUGGUCAAUGUCCUGCCAAUAAAGGUCCAUUCGAUGCAGUUUGUGUCAACAGAUGUACUGAUGAUGCUUCAUGUCCUGGUUCCCAAAAAUGUUGUGCUUGUGGUUGCGGUCGGGAAUGU
Lottia gigantea (owl limpet) is the source of this 396-nucleotide messenger RNA. RefSeq lists its product as hypothetical. The record is from RefSeq and is a predicted model, not a curated record. Gene Ontology annotation, cellular component: extracellular region. The transcript is spliced from 2 exons. Gene Ontology annotation, molecular function: peptidase inhibitor activity. The annotation marks the transcript as partial. Gene Ontology annotation, biological process: innate immune response; antibacterial humoral response. NCBI's taxonomy places the organism in Eukaryota, Metazoa, Mollusca, Gastropoda, Lottiidae.